Messenger RNA from Nothobranchius furzeri (turquoise killifish), 4361 nucleotides. RefSeq names its product zinc finger protein GLIS1 (gene glis1a). Gene Ontology annotation, molecular function: RNA polymerase II cis-regulatory region sequence-specific DNA binding; DNA-binding transcription factor activity, RNA polymerase II-specific. Gene Ontology annotation, biological process: regulation of transcription by RNA polymerase II. NCBI's taxonomy places the organism in Eukaryota, Metazoa, Chordata, Actinopteri, Cyprinodontiformes, Nothobranchiidae. The record is from RefSeq and is a predicted model, not a curated record. Gene Ontology annotation, cellular component: nucleus.
AAGUGGGCGCGCGCCGAAGUGACAGUGGGAAGUGCAGUCCGUGUGCAGCCAGCGCGAGGAAGAGACCUCCAAUCAAAACUGAAUGGCUGGAAGUAAUGCGAGUUCAAGUGAUGACUGACCCAGCACCACCACGAUUACACCUCCAGAAGAAGCCAGCAGCAGCUCAUCCGUCGUCGGUCACAUCUGAGAGUCGGAUCCAUUGGAAGCUUUUAUCUCCGAUGGAUUAGAAAGGUUACUCUGUGGAGAUCAGUGAUUUUAUUUACAGCGUUCCUUGGUUGGAGAGGGGGCUGGCAUGUGGCCCCCUGAUCUUGGUCCUCCAGACGUGCAGCUGACUCUACCUGGUUUUGGGAGUGUGUUUGAGGAUGCGGGUGAUCUUCAGGCGCCGCUCUCCUCUGGGGGCCUUUGCCAGCCCUUGUUACAUUCUGCAGGGCUGUGCUCUCUUCCCAAGACCUUGCUGGGUUGUGACCUCAACUCUCUCCUCAGCUGUAAGACAGCCGAACCCCACGUAGAAAAGAUUGUUGAAGACUUUGUCACCAUAGCUCAUUCUGACCUAAAGAGCAGCACCAAAAGGACCAGCUGCUACCCUCACCCCUCCUUGCCUGUUCCUUAUGUGCUCACCAGCUGCAGCAAACCGUCAUCUUUCGAACCUUCAUGUCUUUCCUCUUCCUCCUCAGCUUUACUUCCUGCCUCUUGCUUGCCUCCUUCUGACAACACAUUCCUUUCGCAUCAACACAAUCUACAGGAGGAGUACUGCACUAUAAAACAAGAGCCUCCAGAUGAUUUCUCGCCGUGUAAAAGGGAGCCGUUUCAAAUGAACCACCAGCAGGGGGAGCCCUUCCUUCUGGACCAGGCCCCUCAGGGUUACAACUCACCAGACCGAAACCAAUCCCCCAUUCAAUGUCCCAGACCUGCAGGACAGGAACACACCUUAGACCAGCAGGAGCAGUCGUGCCAUUGGAUCGACUGCAGCGCCUCCUACAGCAGCCAAGAGGAGCUGGUGAGGCACAUUGAGAAGGUGCACAUUGACCAGCGCAAAGGGGAGGAGUUUGCAUGUUUCUGGACCGGAUGUGUUCGACGGCACAAACCCUUCAACGCUCGCUACAAGCUGCUCAUCCACAUGAGGGUUCAUUCUGGAGAAAAACCCAAUAAAUGCAUGUUUGAGGGCUGCUUAAAGGCGUUUUCUCGUCUGGAGAACCUGAAGAUCCACCUCAGGAGUCACACGGGAGAGAAACCGUACAUUUGUCAACACCCCGGCUGCCUAAAAGCCUUCAGCAACUCCAGCGACCGGGCCAAACACCAGCGCACGCACCUGGACACGAAACCAUACGCCUGUCAGAUCCCGGGAUGCACCAAGCGCUACACGGAUCCCAGCUCACUACGGAAGCACGUCAAAGCUCAUUCUGCCAAAGGCCUGCAGGACAGGGAGGUCAAGGCUCACGUUCGUACCAUGCUGGAAUCGGACAUGUUGAGCGAUUGUUUGGCGAGGCAGCAUCUCAACAGCUCUGCCUGCUCCCACCAGGAUACCAGCUCACCUUUGACCACCUUAGAUGACUUUACAGGUGUGUACUCGAGCAGCAGCUCGACCCUCAACAGCAGGGGAAAUCCAGAGUUUCUGCCCCCAUCCGGAGACGUUCGCUCCUGUUUUCCAGGCCCUGAGGGACACUUUGACGCCAAAAGUCCGGUGUCUUCCCUGACGAGCGGCAGCAGCAUGAGGAACAGCAGGCACAGACCAUCGUCCCUGUUUGAGUCAGAGAGAGGGAACGUUCAGCUGACAGGAUUCCAGAAACCCUACAACCUCCAGCAGUCGGUGCUCCUACAGCAGCAGCAACAAGACUGUUUGUAUGGAGAGGUGGUUGCUCCAGUCAGUAAUGAAGGCUUUGAACCAACCAGCUACUUCCCAAACCCGUCCGUUCCUCUCUCAACAGGUUUCGACCUGCUGCAGGAGCUUCAGGGCCAAGCAGAGGACGGUUGCUCCUCGUCCCCCUGCCCCGAGGACAGCUUCCUCUUUCAGACCGGAGGAGUCGACCGCUGCCUCAGUCAGAUAUUUUCCAUCUACUUGGACUCGUGAUGGAAACCUGAGACCCUUCCACAAGCACUGAACAUGCAGCACAAAGGAUGUGUGUCACCCAUCUAUUGUACCACACGCAGCAUGUUUCAGGAAGAACUCACUUUUUACCAGUAGCUUCAACCCUCCCACUGUCCUAAUGGGUGACCCCGCGAGGAAAGUAGACCAUUGAGCAGGAUUGAUGGUUUAUCCCUUGAGGUCCAUGUGGCAGGGGUGAGGUGGUGCUUACUCCUCACCCCUGCCACAUGGACCUCAAGGGAUAAACCAUCAAUCCUGCUCAAUGGUCUACUUUCCUCGCGGGGUCACCCAUUAGGACAGUGGGAGGGUUAAUAAGUGGAGGAACAGAAUAACCAAGUACAAUGAAUAACCAAAGCAGGACAUCUGGCACCAAUACAAGUGUAAAUAUCAGCUAAUUUUAUAUUCAGAAAUGACCACAGCAUUUGUGAUCUGGAUAGAAUUAGCUAUAUAUUCCCAAUGCAGCUUCAAUGGACACCAGAUUAUUGGACACAAGAAUUAAUCUUUUUUUUUUUUGGGGGGGGGGGGGUGUCUCACUGGAAAAGGACCAACUCCGACAUAAACUAAACCCUGAAACCAUGAAAUGAUCAAUAAUGUUCAGUCCUUAUUUCUCUAGAGCUUAGUUCAUACCAAACAAAACAAACCCUAAAGAAAAAGAUCCACUAAAAUUGGCUUGUGAUGGUGUGAUCAUUCUAUACUGCAGUCUACAGAAUACUAUAAAAAACUAUGGUAAAGUUGAGUUUUCAGCCAAUAUGCUAAGCUAACGGCUACAACAUCAUUUAUAACGGACAUCAUAUACGUAGGCCCAGUCCCAACACUCCCACUUCCACCCGGCCAAAGGUGCAAGUGUGAAGGUCAAGGCUGGCAUCCAGCACGUUUAGCUUUAACUCUGUUUCAACGCUUCUGCAGAGCCUGAUGAGCUGCUGCACAGGUGAUUCAGCCACUGAAUCAGGUGUGUUGGAGCAGAGAAACCACUAAAAUGUGCUGGAUACUGGCCCUCCAGGCCCAGAAAUGAGUACUUGUGGUGUAGGGUAUCCCGAUUUUCAAGUGUGGGAGGUAACCACGCCCCUUUUGCACCCUUGAUUUGCACUUCGCCCAAGUCUGCACUGAUACGAAUUUCAGGCAAGUGUAUUACCCACAAUCCAUUGCUGAGUGGGAAGUUUGAGAAGGUGGAACAAUGGCUCAAUUGACAUUUCUUGAAAAUAUGUAUUUUCAAACAAAAGUAAAUUUUAGGACCAUUAAUGACAUUUAUUCACGCUCUGAAUGAUUUAGUCAUAGUGGACAGCAAUUAAUUUAAAUUUGGAUGAAUAAUUGUUUGAAAGUUGUUAAUAGACUUUUCUAAAAGUAGCACGAACAGCGACCGGCAUUCGUUACGCUCAAAGACACAAUGCUACCCAUCCCAAUUUGGCACAGUUGUGUACUACGCACCGGAAGCCUUAUUGCACACCUCUUGAGUGCACUUCACAGAAGGGCGUAGGGUGCAGUGCAAGUAUUGGGAUUGGGCCGUAGACGCCUUGUGGACUGUUGCUGCCUAAUGGAGCUGGCGUAGCAGUGGGCUGCCAUCUUGAAUGGAUUCCUAUUCGCCCCAGUUUUUACUGAGGAAGGUGCUUACCCAAAAAACAUGUUUUAUUAUGCUUUUUCACAGAUGCUAUGUCAUGAUAGUUAAAAUAUAAAUAUAAUGAAAUAAAUUAGAAUGUAAAAUUCCAACAGGUAGGCUAGAAAAGUCAAUAGUAAUCCCAUGUGAUCUGUUUUCAGUGGUAUGAUGGUUGUUGUAUAGUUGCCCUCAGCUGGAUAAUUUAUAAAGUGAGAUAAACCAGAAGAUGUCACAGCUCUUUUACUAGCAGCAAGUUUUGUUUUUAAUAUGCAAGAAAAUGUCAUUGAGCAACUUGUUUUCUGACCUAAAACUGCAGUGAACUGAAGCAGUGCUGCCCCUAGUGUAUGGAUGAAUGUAAAGAAGGGAGGAGGUGAAACAAACUGCACUAAAUUAUAAUUAACUCCAAAACACCUUUUUGUCUUGUAUUGUGUCUUCUUGCUUCAGCAGAAUGACUACGUGUUUCUUGUCCAGUUUUUAUCAGUGUUUUGUAUUUAGUCGAAGGGAAAAGAUGUCUGUUUCUUUGGAGUUUUCUGCCUCAUCAUAAAAACUCAAAGAAAUCCCCAAGCAGGAAAAGUUUACAUUGAUAUAAUAGCAGAGCAGACAUGUAUUACUGUCACUGAACGUUGUAUAAAGUGUACAAACAUGCAUCUGUCUUUUAUAUCUAAAUAAAUGCAAUCUUUUUUCUUU